This is a messenger RNA of Ceratosolen solmsi marchali, 932 nucleotides long. Its product is annotated as chromobox protein homolog 1. Lineage: Eukaryota; Metazoa; Arthropoda; Insecta; Hymenoptera; Agaonidae. The record is from RefSeq and is a predicted model, not a curated record. Gene Ontology annotation, cellular component: nucleus. The transcript is spliced from 4 exons. Bases 163 to 720 code for a protein of 185 amino acids.
GCCAUUUUACCUCUCCCUCAUUGGUGGCUAAAGAUUUCGCGUUGGAUGUUAGACACGCGCCGCCGAUAUCUUGGCUUCUUAUUCGUUUAAGCGUCAUCUCGUUUUACGUGCUUUUCCAAGCUCAUCGUUCGCGGAUUCCGAUAAAUAAGUCGACGUACAAACAUGAGCAAGUCUAAGGAUUCGCCGUCGACGGAAGGGGAGACCGAAGAGGAGUACAGCGUAGAAAAAGUCCUUGAUCGACGAGUCGUGAAGGGAAAGGUCGAGUAUUUCUUAAAAUGGAAAGGAUAUUCGAAUGAUGAAAAUACAUGGGAGCCAGAAGAGAACUUAGAUUGUCCAGACUUGAUCGCUCAAUUUGAGGAAGCUCGCAGGAAAAAGGAAGCAGCUGCUGUUAGUAAACGAAGGGAGGAGAAGGAGCAGAGAAAGAGAAGUAGUUCUAGUACGCCCACCCCGACGCAAGUUAAGAAAAAGGCUGUCGAAGAGAAAAAAGCAGAAGGUUUCGAUAGAAAUUUGGAACCAGAACGUAUUAUUGGUGCCACUGAUUCGAGUGGCGAAUUAAUGUUCCUUAUGAAGUGGAAGGGAACAGAUGAUGCGGAUCUUGUACCUGCACGAAUUGCUAAUGAUAAGUGUCCACAAAUUGUAAUCAAAUUCUAUGAAGAGAGAUUAACGUGGCAUAGUCCUGCUCGGGAUGAGGAAGGAUCGGCAAAACCAGAUCCUGAGUAGCCUCGUGUUCUACGAUUUGAUUAUACAGUCUUCUUCAAAUUAUGUCAUGUUUAAAAAGUUAUAUUUGGACGUACAUUUAAUUUUAUUUUACUUUUUUUUUCUUCUUUCAUUUCAACUAUUAACGUAACAUAACUUACUGUGCCACUGACUAAUUAUUAUUAUUUUCUUUUUAUAUUUUAUAAAUAAUAAUAAACAUAAUUUUGAAAAAAUAA